AUGCCCCCUUCCCCUUUCACCGCCACCCUAAUCCAAUCCACCAUCCUCAACGCAAUCUCCAACCUCCUGGCUCAAGUGAUAGACCAGCACAAGAAGAACAGACCCUUCUCCCUCAACACCCUCGCUCUCCUCCAAUUCGUCACCUACGCCAUCCUCAUCCUCCCCAUCAACUUCUCAUGGCAGAAUUACCUCGAGGCAUGGUAUCCGGGGUUUCCCUCGUGGAAGAAGAAGAAGAAACGAGGCACUACUUCUGAUGCUGAGAAGCGCGAUGGAGACGAUCUCAAUCUCGAUCUCGACCCUGAUAUUGAUCUUGAUCUCCUACCAGUGAAGGAGAAGCCUGCGUGGUUGCAACCGGCGGCGCGGAAUAAGACGAGGAGAUCAGGCCUGUGGAAUUUCUCGAUGAAGUUUCUGCUAGAUCAGACGGUGGGAUCAGUCGUGAAUAUUGUUUUGUUUGUGGUUUUGAUUAAUCUGUUGAAGGGGAUGGGGUGGACGAGGAGUUGGGAGUUGGUUUGGGAGGACUUCACACCUAUCAUGAUAGCUCGACUCAAGUAUCGACCUGUUGUGUCGACACUGCUGUUUACGGUUGUUCCCGUGGAACGGAGGGUGGUGUUUGGGAGUGCGUGUGGUGUUGUCUGGAGUAUUUAUCUGAGUCUAUAUGCGGCUGUGUAG
This is a messenger RNA of Aspergillus tanneri, 669 nucleotides long. RefSeq lists its product as uncharacterized. The coding region runs from base 1 to 669 and encodes 222 amino acids. NCBI's taxonomy places the organism in Eukaryota, Fungi, Ascomycota, Eurotiomycetes, Eurotiales, Aspergillaceae. The record is from RefSeq and is a predicted model, not a curated record. The transcript has 3 exons. Gene Ontology annotation, cellular component: membrane; cytoplasm.